Humulus lupulus (European hop) is the source of this 898-nucleotide messenger RNA. RefSeq lists its product as uncharacterized. Lineage: Eukaryota; Viridiplantae; Streptophyta; Magnoliopsida; Rosales; Cannabaceae. Bases 73 to 459 code for a protein of 128 amino acids. The transcript has 5 exons. The record is from RefSeq and is a predicted model, not a curated record.
AGCACAAGCCCUCUGUGCCCAAGAGCCCAAGAGACAACUCGGAAACCUAAUUCCUUAUCUCUCCACAGCCGCAUGGAGAGAUCUUCUACUUCACCAAACCGACUCAUCUCUCCACAGCCUCUUCUUCUCCUUCACCAAAAUCGUUUCCCUCACUUCACCCACCUUUCUUUCUACCAUGUAAUUUGCUGUAUUUUUUGUGGUGAUCUGUUUAAGAGGUUGAGAGGUUUGCUGCAAAGCCGAGGGGAAACCGAGAGAGAAACAAAUGAAGAACACUUGGUGAGCAAGCAGAAAGCAAAGGAAAUGAGAGAAUGUUCUUGGGAGUUCGGUACAAGAACAGUCCUAAGGAAAAACCGUUUUAUACUAAAUUGGGGAGAAGAAGAAACUACCAAGAACCAGCCACAGAAAGAGCACUUUGUGUCUAGAAACACUUAUCAAGGUGUUGGGAAUGAUUCAUUAUGAUAGAUCUUGAGUUUUGGGAUGAUUUUGUGGUGGUUAGUGCUUGGUAGGUGGCUGUCAUGAAAAAUACAGCACCAUUGUUGCCGGCGCUUCUCCUUUCAAAUGCAUUAGCUUAGGCAUGGUUCAACAAGUAAAAUUAGGGAUUGAGGGAUGAAGAUCUUACUGCGGCAAGGAUUCGAUCGAAUUGAAACUUUGCAAGAGACUUAAUUCCAGAACCUGAGAUAACAUCUCAUUUUCGUGCAAGCACUAAUUUUUUUGUUUCAAAGUGUAUUAUUUCAGCACUUUUUGUAGGUGUAAUUGAUAUGAGAGUAUAUUUCAGAAUGUAUUUUUAAUUAUUUGAGAGUUUAUAAUGAUGAAAGAGAAGGUUUGAUGAGAUAAUGAUUUUUAUCGUGGCUGAAAAUGCUAUUGGUUGUGUCUUAUGGUAAUUGUUGUAUUUUUCUUA